ACUAACAAUAGGAUCACAAUGCCACACUCAGACCAUCAUUGUUCAUGGAGAAAACACACCUUGGCUUUAUUCUCUAUGCAUGUUGACAGUGAAGUCACCAGACCAAAUUUGGACUGACACUGGAGGGAAUAGAAGCUCAUCACUUCCUAAUGUUGUGUUCGGGAGCAAAUAUCACAUUCAUUGUAGUUUUGCACACUACAUUUGAGAACUGUUGUAUCAAAGGAUGGGUUUCCCCACAAAGUUACCAACAUUCCUGUAAUCAAAGUGUUCUAACAAGAAUAGAGCUGGAAUUGUGGUAUAAGAUCUCUGAAUAACCUCUUGAUGAAUGAAAAGCUGGGCUAAUUUGUGUAGUAUCAAGUCCAAACAGUAGAUUGAUGAUAAUGAGUUAAACAACCAGAGAAAAAUACUCUCCCAUCCCACAAGAUUCCAAGAUUCGUAACUCGCAAAUUCCAGAGUAGAAGUGAGAUCAUUUGAAGUCGGCACACCUUAUCAAGUUUCUGAAAGUAACAAGCUUAACUGACUGGUUGAGUUUGUACUAAAGUGUGAAAUGGCAACAUAAGAAGCCUUUACACUUCCUAUUAGGACAGAAUAAAGCACACGGAGGCAGAAAGAGGAGAUCACCUUGUGACCACCGUUUGAUCUGGAAACCAGCCUGUUACCAGCAAGGAGGCUAUGUUGAAGUAAUUGCAGAAAGUUUCUUGACAAGACUUAGGAAAUGACUUCAAGACCAUCUGGGUUGAAAGCCCCAUCUUCCGGGCUAAAACCCCCCUCCAGAAUAGGCAAGCCAUCAGGGUUAGUGCAACCCAAGGCAGGCAGCAAAGCACAAAGUCCAGAGCCACAGCUUCCUCCCCCACCAAGUGAUGACUUUAUCAUAGGUGACCGUGUCUGGGUGGCAGGGACCAAGCCAGGGGUAAUAGCUUUCUUGGGAGAGGCACAGUUUGCCCCAGGACAGUGGGCGGGGGUGGUACUAGAUGAACCCAUCGGCAAGAAUGACGGCUCAGUGGCAGGAGUGAGAUAUUUUCAAUGUGAACCUAAACAUGGAGUAUUUUCUCGGCCUGGUAAACUAACCAGGCAGCCGGUGGCGCCAGGGAGUGUGGAGGCAACUCCUGCAGGGGACAGCUCAAACUCUGCUUCCGCCUCGUCAAAUUCUGCUUCCAGUGCGGCGGCCCCAGCUGCCACUCCUGCCAGGGCUGGGCAGGCCAAUGGCACAACCUCCAGACUGGCAGCCCCAACACCCAGAGCCAGUGGACUUGUUAAGAAAUCAAGCCUUGGCUCAAACACAAACUUGACUCGGUCCCCUUCAGGCUCAGUGUCAAACCUCCCCACCACGGCCAGUUCUGUACCAAAGCAUAAUCUUAAAGUAGGGGACCGUGUCCUAGUCAGUGGCUCCAAGCCUGGGACUCUACGCUAUGUGGGCACCACAGACUUUGCCAAGGGGGAGUGGGCAGGGGUGGAACUGGAUGAUCCCCUGGGGAAGAAUGAUGGGGCAGUGGCUGGAAAAAGGUAUUUUGAGUGCAAGCCAAUGUUUGGGCUAUUUGCACCAGUUCAUAAAGUGGCCCGCAUAGCAGGGGGUGCACACAGUGGCUCAGGGAGUCCACGGGCACGCUCCCUGUCAAAAUUAGGCACACCUUCCCGCGAACGUAGCGGCAGCAUGGAGUCCAUUAGCUCCAUUGGUUCCUCGGCUUCGAGUGUGUCACGCAGCCGGGUAAGAUUGGGUGUCACGUCCCUUAGCGGCCAGCCCACUCCAGGGAAGAGUACAAAGAGACCAAGUACCCUGAAUCUUACAGCCACCACACAAGCCUUGCAGAAAGCGCUGAAGGAGAAGGAGGAGCAUAUAGAGCAGCUGCUGAAGGAGAGGGACAUGGAGAGGUCGGAGGUCGCCAGGGCAGCAUCCCAGGUGGAUGAGGCCGAGUCCCAGUUGGCGUCUCUGAAAGCUGAACACGAGAGGUAUGUGCUGGAGAACGAGGAGAACAUGAAGCAGAUGAAGGCACUGAUGGAGGAGGUGGGCAAGGAGAACAGAGAGCUGAAGGCACAGCUAGAGGAGGAGAAUAGAAAAGUAGAAGACUUGCAGUUUGCUAUUGAAGAAGAGAGUAUUAUCAAGGAUGACUUGGAGAAUAAAACUGAGGAGGAAGAGGCAAAGCAGCAACAACUUGAGAGGAGGAUAGAAGAAGAGAGGGCCAGGGCAGACAAACUGGCAGAAGAACUCAGGACAGUUAAGACUGAAUUUGAGACUGAAAAAGCCAAAUCCAAGGCUUCUGAAGAUUCUUCUGUGGAAUAUCUAGAUCAAAUAGAAGAAUUGACUCACAAGCUAAGUCAGGCAGAGAAACAAAUCCAGGAAUAUGAAACGUCUAAUGCUGAAUCUGGAGCCAAGGCUAGUCAGUUUAGUGAGGAGUUGCAACAGAAGAAUAUCAAAAUAAAAGAACUUGAAGAAGAAUUGAGUAGAAAGAUUUCAGAAUAUUCUCAGUUGGAAAACAGAAUGUCUGAAAUGGAAGAGAAGCUGACUUCUGGUCAAAGCAAGAGACAAAAACAACAAGAAACAAUAGAUGAACUUAUGCAGAAACUGGCCAGCAGUGACACGGCCUCCUCCACACUUGGUGCAGAACUACAGGACCUCAAGACACAGAUAUCAGAUCUCCAGAGACAGCUUAAGGCCAGUGAUGAGAAGGGAGAACAUCUCACAGAAGAUAAAAAUAAGCUGGAGCAUCAGAUAGCAGAGCUGAUGAAGCAUUCAGGAGACAGCUCUGAGCAGCUCUCCAUGAUGAAUGAACAGCUGCGCGAGAAAGAUAGAAAGCUGGAAGAGCUCCAAGCAAGCUUGUCCAGCUCUACACAAAAAGUUGGAAAACUCGAAGACCUCCUUCGACAGGGCAAGGAGCAGAGUGAGGCGGAGACAGAGGUGCUCCUGUCCAAGCACCAGCAGGACAUUAACUCUUUCCAGGAGAGACUGGAUGAGAUGCAAGAGGAACUAAACAAGUCCAACAACAAAAUGACCAAAAUGACAGAGACUUACGAGAAGGACAAGCAGGAGCUGGUGCAGAGGAAGGAGAGUGAAGUCAGUGAACUGAAGAGCCAGUUGUCAGCCAAGGAGGAGCAGGUAUCACAACUGAACCAGAGUGGAGAGGACAGCAAGAAACAACUGCAAGAACUGAACAAGGAGAAAGAGAACCUCGUGUUUGAAAAAGAGAAACUAGAGAAGCAGUUGAAAAGAACAGAGGAAGAAAAGAGCAGUAUUCUCAAGGAGAAAGAGGAUGCCGUUACAGAAAAAGAACAAUUGCUUGCAGAGAAACAGAAAAUUAAGUCAGAAAGAGGUUCCAUGGACCAGCAAGUACAGCAGCUUGUCAAGGAGAGAGAUGCAGCUAUCAGAGAAAAGAAUGAGGCAUUAAAGAUCAAGGAAGAAGUGUUGGCUGUGAAAGAGAAGUUGGCCACAGAGUGGGAACAGGUGCUCAAGGAGAAAACAGACAUGGAGAAAGCUUUGAAAGAGAAGAACCAAAAGCUGCAGGACAUUGUGAAAGAGGUUCCAAAUAUGGUGUCCACGGUUGAGAAGCUUCGAACUGAAUGGUCUAAUCAAAAGUCACAGUUAGAAAAGAGCCAGCAGGAAUCUAGAAAAGAUAUUGAGAACAUGGAAGAGCUUCAUAAACAGCUUGCUGGUCUAAAACAAAACAUUGAGGACUACCAGAAGCAAUUAAAUUCUACAGAACAUGAGAGAAAUGCCUUGAAACAAGAGGUGGAGACACUCAAGGCAGUGCAAAAGGAAAAAGAAGAACUGGAAAUGGAACAUAAGAGUCUACUAAGUGAGCUGGAGAAUGUUAAAGACAGUGCCAGGAAGCAGACAGAUGACUAUGAUGUGGAGAGAUCUGCUCUACAGAAAUCUCUAGAAACUACUAAGCUACUGCUGCAACAGAAAGAGAAGGAGGUAGAGCGCCAAAAAGGAGAGAUUGUGAGUUUGCAAGGGGAGACCACACUGCUGGGCAGCUACAAGAGUUCUAUGGAGAACCUGGAACAUGACAAGACCAGGCUGGAGAACAAGGUGAAGUCACUGCAGAGAGAGCUGGACGAGAUGAAGAACAAUGCCAUCAAUGUCAAUGACUCUGGGGAUGCUGCAAUGAUCAAGUUAAAGGAAGAAAAUGUGGCAGCUGCUGGUCAGAUAGACUUCCUCAACUCUGUCAUUGUGGACAUGCAGAGGAAGAAUGAAGAGAUGAAGCUGAGACUCGAAGCCAUGGAGAAAGGGGAUUUCAUGAAUGGAACUCUAGAUACAUCUGGAGAUUCACACACCCCGCCCCGUGUGGCUGCUCCCAGAAUGUUCUGUGAUAUCUGUGAUGUGUUUGACCUCCAUGACACGGACGACUGCCCCCAGCAAGCCAUGUCGGACAGUCCGCCAGCCACACACUACCAUGGCUCCAGGGACGAGAACAGGCCCUACUGUGAUAUAUGUGAAGUGUUUGGCCAUUGGACUGCAGAUUGUGAUGAUGAGCAGACAUUCUAGGAAGUCCACAGCACCAUUGCCAAGCACAGUACUGCUCAAGGAAGUGUUCAGCCCCAUUCCAUUAAAACUUGCCUGGCAAUACAGCACUUAGCCCACACUGCAGCCCACAUGGCAGCUGUGUGAACAGAAAUAAUGAUAUUAUGUACAGUGAAGUUUUAUUUACAAGGUUGUUCCAGUUUAGGCUACAUUACAUGGUGGAUGUGGGUCAGUUAAGAGUACCUCAUGUGGAGUUCAGCCCAGUCUGUUGUAGUGUAUGCCCCUGAAAUUGGUUUUCUCAUUCAAGUGCCUUCCUGACACUGCUGCCUAAUGCUUUAUGUGUGUGAUAUUUUUUUUUAUUGUAAUUGGUAAUCUGAAAUCUGAACAACCUCCAGACCUCUGGUUGAAGGUCACCCACUUUUUUCUUCUCACUUCUUUCUUACAAUCCAUGCCUUAUUUACACAGCUCAAACACUACUGAUGUGUGAAAAUAAUUAUUUAUGUUAUUAAGUCAUUUGUUUUAUUGCGUAAAUGAGCAAAUAGGAGCAUCAUUUUAAAGAAGUCCCUGAGGAAGUUUGGAUCUUCAAGUCAAUCUUUGGAUAAAAUGUUAUCCUUUUUUCUCAGGAUUAAGGGCUACGUAGGAAAUUAAUGUUAAAGCAUUGUAAAUUUAGAAAUACUUACAAUAGAUUUUACAGAAUUAUGGGAGAUUGGAAGGUUAAAGAUCUUAUUCUCAAUAUAAUAUUUUGUCCAGACAUCAGUUUGUGCACUUUGCUUACAUUUAUCUGCAUAUUAUUUGUACUUUGUUCAUAAGCAUUAAUUCAAAUUUAGAAGCUCCUACAAGAAAUAAUUGUUUUGUGCAAGACCAGUUGCACAGUGCAUUCCUAGAAGAAUGACUUUAAGUGACUGUUAGUGAACAAAAACAGUUCCAAAUAAAGAUGUUUACAUGUUUUAAAGUUCUGAAAUACACCAUGGCACAUAUAUAAGAUAAAUGCAUUGCUGCAUAUUUAUUGCAAAGUCCAUUUUCAUGCAAUGUGUAUUUUGCAUGAUGAUUUCAUAGCUUUGUAUGAAUUGCCUAUGUAUUCAAAUAUGAAAUAUAAAUAUGUAUAUAU
Messenger RNA from Lingula anatina, 5564 nucleotides. RefSeq lists its product as uncharacterized. The record is from RefSeq and is a predicted model, not a curated record. NCBI's taxonomy places the organism in Eukaryota, Metazoa, Brachiopoda, Lingulata, Lingulida, Lingulidae. Gene Ontology annotation, molecular function: microtubule plus-end binding. Gene Ontology annotation, cellular component: nucleus; cell cortex; microtubule plus-end. Gene Ontology annotation, biological process: cytoplasmic microtubule organization.